AUGGCCCAUCUCGCCAAUCCCCUCGCGACCACGUCGCAACUGUAUCAGCACGCCUCCCUGUCGUCCCUCCCGCAUGACCUCCAGGAAUCCAUCUUCAUCGCCACGCAAUGCCUCACGCAAGCCGCGGGCCAGCUUCUGGACCUGCCCCAGUCUGUGACUGCGCGAGCAAACGUCAUUCUCGCCAGGUACUGGCUUGUAGAUUCGCCAAUGGCACACGAAUUCAGCGACGUCUCAGCGGCCGCAAUCUAUCUCGUCGCAAAAGUCGGCCCCGUUCCUCGAUCGCCGCGUGACGUAUCGAACGUAUACGCAUACCUUCUUUCUUCCAACUCUACGCUCUUCAAAACCGGAGAUUUGCCGCGAAACGAUCCUAAGACGUAUUACCAAUCUGACGCCGACUACUUCUCAUUUCAGAACCGGCUUCUCGCGCUCGAGUCUCGUAUUCUCUAUGCCUUGACUUUCGACACCCAUGCUGCACUCCCGUACGCCUUGGCCAUAACUUACCUCCAAACAAUGGAUUUCCUAUCUCAACCAAAAUCAAGCAUCUCUCGAAAGACGAUUCAGCAUCUCAACACGGCGCUGUUGAGUCCACAGAUGCUAUAUCUUACCCACCAGCCGAAUGCGCUUGCUACCGCCGCGAUAUACAAUGCUGCUAGAGACGUCGGCGCCAAGAUGCCAGAUUGUGAGUGGUGGGAAGUCUUUGAUGUGGACAGAGAGGAGUUGGGGUUCCUCGUAGUUGGUAUGAGGAGUGUUGAUGGGUGGUUUCGACGAAGAAAGGAGGAGACACCCGAAUUGUUCAAGGGGAUGCUGACCAGGAAGGCGAUUGAGGGAGAGAUAAUGAAGAGGGGAUUGCAGGUGAGUAACGACGGAGGCCAGCCAGAUGAGGAGGCCGAGGUUAUGAAGAUUAUGGACGGCCGAUAG
This is a messenger RNA of Metarhizium album ARSEF 1941, 918 nucleotides long. RefSeq names its product cyclin. The record is from RefSeq and is a predicted model, not a curated record. The coding region runs from base 1 to 918 and encodes 305 amino acids. NCBI's taxonomy places the organism in Eukaryota, Fungi, Ascomycota, Sordariomycetes, Hypocreales, Clavicipitaceae. The transcript has 2 exons. Gene Ontology annotation, molecular function: cyclin-dependent protein serine/threonine kinase regulator activity. Gene Ontology annotation, biological process: regulation of transcription by RNA polymerase II. Gene Ontology annotation, cellular component: nucleus.